AUGUUGCCGGUCGCCGGCGAGCCUGACGGUGAACCGUUGCCGGUGUCCGGCAAGUCCAUGAUGGAGUGGAAGGACUCGGUUGUCCGAGCGGCUGCAGCGAUGGGAACGACGCCGGCAAGUGACUCGUUCGACUCGUGUUCCUCCGAUACAAGCUUAUCCGAUACAAGCACGUCGGAGACCGCGGCCCUUACCUCUGAGUGGAGCUCUAACUCGUUACUUAGUCUAAGCUCUACUCGCUCCGAAGAAGCGGAGGAUUUAAGUAGCACUGAGGGUUCUGGAGCCGCCUCCCCUGGAAGUCCAGGUAUGGCAGAUGCGGCGGCAGCGGCAGCGGCAGAUUUGCAAAGAGUGCUGCUACUGGCGGAAAACGCAGGAAAAUUGGAGGAGCUAGCGGAGAAUGCGGCAAGGAUGGGCCUAGUAGCAGAAGCGCAAGCGCUCACGUUGAAGCUGGAGAGAACAGCGGAUGAUACGGCAGAAACGGCGGAGACGGCUGGCCAGGUUGCCGACGUCAUCGAUACCGCUGGCCCUGCAUCGCCUGCCGUACCUUCCGCUCCUGUAAUAGAAGCAUCUCCUGCUCCUGCACCAGCCGCCGCCGGCCCGCCCGCCACAUUUGUCGCGAUGCAGCGACGCUCCGCCACGAGCCGCGCCGUGCACAACGCGGCCCGGCGCGGCGACGUGGAGGAGCUUCGAGCGCUGCUGGCGGAAAACCCGGAGCUGAUCAACGCGCGGUCGAGCCUGACAUGCCAAACCCCCCUGCACGAGGCGGCGGCGGAGGAUGCGGUAGAGGCGAUUCGUCUGCUCCUGUCGUUCGGCCGACCGCCGUCCGAUGCGGGGAACAGCGGCGGGGACGAGCAGACGAGGGAGGAGGCAUCAGGCGCGGUUCCCGCGGACGUCGAGGCGCGCAACAUGGUGAGCGAAACACAUUUCAUGCUUCCUCUUUCCGCCAUCUCCCCCUCCCCAUGUCCCCGCUCCGCAACCCCUCCUUCCCUUCCCUCCCCCCUCCCCCUCCCCUCCUCCCUGCUUCCCCUUCUCACCUCCCUUCCGCCUCGUUUCAGCCCCGUUAUUUACAUGUUCCUCCUCUCCUCAAUUCUUCCUCAUUUCCCGCUGCUUCCCCGCGCGCUCCCCCACGCCACCCCACUCCUCCCCUCCUCCCGCCCCUCCGCUCUCCUGCAUUCGCUGCUUCCCGUCGCUCCAAUGCAGUUUGGCGAGACGCCUCUUCACAUUGCUGCCAAGAUCGGCAGCGCGAGGAGCGUCAAGGCGUUGCUAGAGGGCGGCGCGGCCGUGAACGUCGCUGCUUCGAAUCGCGCCACUCCGCUCCAUCUCGCCGUCUGGGCGGCAGUCAACACUACUGACGUGGCAGCCGAUAGCAACGCGGGAGAGGAUCCGGCUGGCAAGGGCCAACCGAAGAUUCUGGAGGUGGUGGAGCUGCUGUUGAAACACGGUGCUGACGUGGCAGCGCAGGACAAGGACGGAAACUCCCCAUUGAGUCACAGUCAAUUAGGCACCUCUUCUGCUACAAGCACUAGCAACAACGGCAGCAUCCGCGCCUCCCUUCGGCGAAUCCUCGACCGCCACGUGGCACUCAACGCUCCCUCCCCUUGUUCGUCCCAAACCUCCCCCGCCUCCGCAUUCGCCGUCAUGCAGACGCUCGAAAACGAGUUAUCCUCGUUAAUAGGCCUCCCGCUUUUGAAGCAGCAACUGCGCGUGUGGGCGAAGGGCCUGGUCUUAGACCAGAAGCGGCGGGAAUUGGGAAUCCGCGUGCAGCCGCGCAAACUCCCCCACAUGGCUUUCCUAGGUUCCCCGGGCACGGGGAAAACCACCGUCGCGCGCGCGCUUGCGCGGCUGUUGAAUCUAGUGGGUGUUUUACCCACGGAUAAGGUGGUGGAGGUUCAGAGGACGGAUUUGGUGGGCGAGUUUGUUGGGCACACGGGCCCCAAAACGCGGAGAAAAAUUCUGGAGGCGGCUGGGGGUAUUCUUUUUGUUGACGAGGCGUACCGGUUGGUGCCACAGCAACGGUCAGAUGAAAAAGACUACGGCGCGGAGGCAUUGGAGGAGAUCAUGUCGGUUAUGGACUCGGGCAGCGUUGUUGUGAUUUUUGCUGGCUAUGCUGAGCCAAUGAAGAGAGUUUUUGCGGUGAAUGAAGGGUUUCAGCGGCGUGUGUCACGAGUAUUCGUGUUUGACGAUCUCUCUCCACUCGACAUUGCGCAAGUCAUGUUGCUGAAAAUGAAGCAGGCGGCUGGAGAAGCGACUAAUGGGGAUGAGAGUGAUGGUGACUGUGCUAUCAGCAGUAGCAGCAGUGGUAGCGGAAGAGAUUAUGGAGCAGGAGCCAGUGGCAGCAGCAACAGUGACUUUAGUGAAGCCGGUCAGCAGUCGCCCCUUGCAGGAUUCAGGCUGCAUUCCAGCAUAACUCCAUUGUCCCUAGCAGCUGUUAUCACCCGAUCAACCACAGAGGAGCAGCGAAGGCAGAGGAACGGUGGGAUGGCGCUGCCUGUGCUAAUGGACGCUCGGGAUCGACUUGACGAACGGCUGGAUCUUGACUGCUGUGACAUGGACGAGCUCAUGACUAUAACGAUGGAAGACAUCGAGGCAGCUCUGUCAAUCAUUCCUCAAUAA
Molecule: messenger RNA, 2610 nt
Organism: Closterium sp. NIES-65
Lineage: Eukaryota; Viridiplantae; Streptophyta; Zygnematophyceae; Desmidiales; Closteriaceae
Source: the annotation of a GenBank genome assembly